Messenger RNA from Symbiodinium necroappetens, 1452 nucleotides. The record is from the annotation of a GenBank genome assembly. NCBI's taxonomy places the organism in Eukaryota, Dinophyceae, Suessiales, Symbiodiniaceae.
AUGGGGCUUACCGGCACCCGUUUCGUCAAUCCCCAUGGCCUGCACGAUCCUGCCCAGGUGACCACGGCGCGCGACAUGGCCAUGAUCGCCCUCACCAUCAGGGCGCGCUUCCCUCAAUAUGAUGCGCUGUUUUCCACCCGCACUCUUGCGCUGGACGAGUCGCGCUCCCAUUCCAACAAUGAGCUCUUGACCGGCUUUGCGGGCACCGAUGGCAUGAAGACCGGCUAUGUCUGCGCCUCGGGCCUCAAUAUCGUCGCCACCGUCACCCGCAACGGGCGGCAGCUGAUGGCCAUAACCUUUGGCGCCAGUUCCUCGCGCGAGCGCGGCGAGAUGACCGCCCAGAUGCUGUUUUCCGGUUUUGCCGGCGGGUAUCGGGGCACCGGCCGCACCGUCAACGCCGUCGCCAACCAGCCCGGUCUGCUGCCUGUCGACAUGCGGCCCAAUAUCUGCGGCGCUGGCGCCACCGACUAUUCCGCCGAGCGGGCCGAGCUUUUUUCCGCCGGGCUCGACGGCCAGAUUUCCUAUCUCAACGACACCAUCGUUCCCCCCACCCAUACAAUUGCCACGCUGGGCCGGCUCGCCGACGUGCCCCUGCCCCGCCCGCGUCCCGGCUCGGGCGUACCCGCCAUGGCAACGGGCCCGCUUCCCGAUCCGGCACUUUCAGCCGGCUUCGGUGAUUCCUCGAUCGCCGUGCCCGUGCUGGCGGCAAUAAAGCGCAAUAUCGAUGCGCGCCACGGGGUCGGUGGCCAGCACCGCAACCGUCUCGCCGGCCCUGGCGCCCGCCAGCGCCUUUUCAAGCUUGAGGCCCGGAUCGGCCGGCCCCGGGUGGAUGACCGGCUUCGGCUCAUGACCAAUAUGCCCGGGCGCUAUCAUCUUGAAAAGUGGCCCAGCACAAAUGACAAGACACCCUAUUUCGCUUGCCGUGUGCAACGCAUUUCGCCGAUGACCAUGUCGAUCGCCGCCCCGAUCGGCGGUGAAAUAGGCGAUUGGGUAACGGCCCAUUUCGAGGAAUUCGGCGUUCUUCGCGGCCAGAUCACCCGGUCCAUGGGCUUUGGUUUCACAAUGUCGCUCGAUAUGAGCGAGGCGGAGCGCGAGCGCCUGGCCGCGCACGUCCAGUGGCUCGAGCAGCACAAGAAUUUCGAAGUUUCCGAAAACCGCCGCUAUCGGCGCAUCACGCCCAAAGACCCCCAAUCGACCAUCAUUCUGGCCGAUGGGGUGAUGAUCGAUUGCUUCGUGAUCGACAUCUCGAUGACCGGCGCCGCCGUCUCGGCCGAUCUCGACGUCACCAUCGGCAUGCCGAUGGCCCUGGGAACCGUGGUCGGACGCGUCGUGCGCAUGCUCGAUCCGGGCUUUGCCAUUGAAUUUGUGACCCGCGUCGAUUUCGACAGCCUUGAGCACAAGCUCAUCUGCCCCCGCUCCGAACUGCGCAGGCGCCUUCUGGAAAACGCCUAG